This is a messenger RNA of Epinephelus moara (kelp grouper), 5870 nucleotides long. RefSeq names its product guanine nucleotide binding protein (G protein) alpha 12a (gene gna12a). Bases 446 to 1603 code for a protein of 385 amino acids. Gene Ontology annotation, biological process: adenylate cyclase-modulating G protein-coupled receptor signaling pathway; Rho protein signal transduction. Gene Ontology annotation, molecular function: G-protein beta/gamma-subunit complex binding; D5 dopamine receptor binding; GTPase activity. The record is from RefSeq and is a predicted model, not a curated record. The transcript is spliced from 6 exons. Lineage: Eukaryota; Metazoa; Chordata; Actinopteri; Perciformes; Serranidae. Gene Ontology annotation, cellular component: brush border membrane; heterotrimeric G-protein complex.
GCUGCCCAAGUUCACAAACCGCUGGCUGUGUGUGAGAGUGUGGAGAGGUUGUCCCCGUGUGUGUGUGUGUCUUCUUACUAUUGUUUUGCUUCAGAUGGACAGACUGACUUCUGAUCAACUUUAUAUCUGUCCUCAGACCAGGAUUCAAACAUUUAACUUGUUUUUAACAUUUCUGGAUCAUAGCCGGUUUUGUUUCCUCUCUGUCUGGAUUGAUUUUUGUUGAUGGCGCGGUCUAACCAAGAUGGACACGGGUUGUCUGCCGGUUGGAGAGUAGAUAACGGUUUCACCCAUUAAAUCUAAAUGUAGACUUUAUUUAAUUAUCCUCUGUAAAGGUUUUAUUCACCAGGUGGAUGUAACCGGAUCGGGUCAUUUCCACCCCAGAGGUCACAUCCUAUAAUGAACAUUCUCCCACUGAAGUUUCGGUGAACUUUUCCCACGACUCGCCAUGUCGGGAGUGGUCCGCACCCUGAGCCGCUGCCUGCUCCCGGCCGAGGCCAGCCGGGACCCGGGCAGCAGCAAGGAGGGGAGCCGGGAGAGGGACGCGGCGCAGGAGCGGGAGGCGCGGCGCAGAAGCCGGGAGAUAGACGCGAUGCUCGCCCGAGAGAGGAGAGCCGUCCGGCGGCUGGUCAAGAUCCUCCUGCUCGGGGCCGGGGAGAGCGGAAAGUCCACAUUCCUCAAACAGAUGCGCAUCAUUAACGGGCAAGAGUUUGAUAAAAAGGCACUUCUGGAUUUCCGGGACACUAUCUAUGAGAAUAUACUGAAGGGCAUGCGGGUGCUGGUGGACGCCCGGGAUAAACUGGGCAUCAGCUGGCAGAGCUGCGAGAACGAGAAGCAGGGCAUGCUGGUGAUGUCGUGGGAAGGACGAGUGGGCGGCUCGGGGGUCGAGCCAAGUGAGUUUCAGCUGUAUGUGAUGGCACUGAGCGCGCUCUGGGCGGACACUGGCAUACAGGAGGCCUACGCACGACGGUCUGAGUUCCAGCUGAGUGAGUCAGUCAAAUACUUCCUGGAUAACUUGGAUCGUAUUGGUCAACUGAACUUCAUCCCAAGCAAGCAGGACAUUUUGUUCGCGAGGAAGGCGACAAAAGGCAUCGUCGAGCACGACUUUAUCAUCAAGAAGAUUCCUUUCAAGAUGGUGGACGUCGGAGGGCAGAGGUCCCAGAGGCAGAAGUGGUUUCAGUGUUUCGACGGGAUCACGUCAAUACUCUUCAUGGUGUCAUCGUCCGAGUAUGAUCAGGUCUUGAUGGAGGAUAGAAGGACAAACCGUCUGGUGGAGAGCAUGAAUAUCUUUGAGACGAUCGUCAACAACAAGCUCUUCCUCAACGUGUCGAUCAUCCUCUUCCUCAACAAAACAGACCUGCUGGUGGAAAAGAUUCGCACGGUGGACAUCCGCAAGAACUUUCCUGAGUUCAGAGGAGACCCGUGCAGGCUAGAGGACGUACAGGCGUUCCUGGUGCAGUCGUUCAGCCGCAAGAGGAGAAACCGGGGAAAGCCGCUCUUCCACCACUUCACCACUGCGGUAGACACAGAAAAUAUCCGCUUUGUCUUUCACGCCGUCAAGGACACCAUCCUGCAGGAAAACCUCAAAGAUAUCAUGCUACAGUGACCUUCACGCUGCAGACGACGGCUUCUCUGACUGUAAACUGUGAAACCGGCCAUGAAUCCAGGCGUGGAGGACGCCACAGCCCACAAAUGCAUAUUAACACUGACCUGUGGAGCAGUCGGUUGAUCCCACAGAGUGGAUUUAACUGAACUCUGAACCUGUGGAGCCCUGAAUUAACUCUGGAUCAUGUCGGCCCCCUGUGGAAACUGUGAGGGUCACCGAGGACAAGACCCUGCAUUUAACCUGUAUAAAUGUGUGUGUGCUGGAAAGACAGUCACCUCCUUGUAGCGCUCAAGUGUUGUCGCCUUCAUACACAGGUUAGAAAAUGUUUAUAAAAAGAAAAAAAAAAAAUAGAGAAAAGCACCAACUACAUGACAUGAGCACUGAAAGUGUUUUUUUCCUCAGAUGUACAUAUAUAUAUAUAUAUAUAUAUAUAUAUAUAUAAAUGACUAAUGACAACCCUGUCACUAAACCUAAAAGUAAGACUGCUGCUGGUUGAAAUAUAGACGGAUCAAGCUGUGCGAGCAAGACGCAGGAGGGGAAGAAGGAAAGAUUAAGGAAGACAGAAAGUUAGGAGCAGGCUGAAGAAUGCCUUGUCCUCAUGUCCACGUGACGGAGGGAGAGGGGAGAGGGUUUGGGCUCAUACUGGUCAUAUGCUAUGUUAUGUGAUAAGGUUGCACAAGUGUUCCUGUCAAUGAACUUUAACAGAGGGAAGAGGCUCUCUCGUGCUCCCUGUCCUCUCCUGUGCUGCCUUUCUCUCCAUCUUUACCUCUCCUCCUCGGCUCGUGUUUAUUACUCCCGCCAUCAUACGAGAGAUGAACAGCUGCAGAUAACAAGUCUUACCCCUCUCCUCCUGGAACUCUCCUCUCAGGCACAAUAGACAGAUUGUUCUCCUCUUCCCUCUCCAGCAGAAACAGUACACAGUCAAAUUAGAGACUCUUCUUGGUUUAAAGACACUCAGCUCCUGGUCUGCAUGAAUUAUGGUUCAUCUCUAUCCCAGAGCCUUUCUUCUGUUUCCCGCCAACAUCCCAGAAGAAGUACCACAAUAGCCUCGACUUAACUUGAGGCGUAUAAUAAGCACCCCUUAACAAGGAGGCUUUGGUGUAAGGUUACUUGUUCCUUUGUCCUGUAAAAGUGACGGGAACAGCAGAGGAUGACAGGGUUGUUGAACUGUGAAUCACCUUAUUCCCAUGUUGCUGGCGGCCAUUUUGGACUUCUGUAGCAGACAGGGUGGGAUGUCUACCUAGAAUAUUGGCACAAAACAAGUUAAACAAACCAGAUUGAACAAAAACAGCAGACGAUACUAGGGCUGCCCCCUUAAAGUUGAAGAUUCAAAUCAUCAGUCGGAGACCCCUCAGUCGACUGAGAUUCUUCAGGUCUGUUUUUUUGUCAGUCAAUGUUUAGUGUACCUCUGGGGAUGCUCUCGGGUACAGGAAGCUACAGACCCAGACCCACGGUGAGUCUAAGAGAGACGGAGGCAGCUGCCCGGAGGAGGAGAGGCUUUGCGCGGUCAGGCUCUGAGAUAACUUUAUCUUCUACCUUCUGCUUAAAGGUGGUGAUUUUACAGCUCACACCAACUUAACACGACAUAGUCUUGGGCUUUUGUUUGAUGUCAAGUGGUGGCAAAAUUUGUUGCUGCACAUUUCAGAUCCAUCGUUAGUGGAUUUGCCCUGCAUUUGCUUGGACGGCUAACUUGGCUUGUUUACUAUAUUAUAAGAACAUCAAUUCUACCCUGAACGUCUCGCCAACCCCGUUCAAACAUUACCAAGUCCGGUAUUUUCUACAUCAGGACACCUCUGAGUCUUUAAUCACAUUAAUACCAAGUUAAAACCAUAGAAACACAUCAUCAUCGAUUUUUAUAAAGUUGUUUUAUUCUCAGUUAACCACUGAUUAGGUCUAAUGUUGCAACAGUUAUUUCAGGGUUCAAUUAUCCAUCCCGCAACUCAAACUACACAAAGAACUCAUGGACCAACAAAAACCUUCCAAUUUAGAGAGGGGACACAGAAUGAUACAAAGCGACACACUCUAAAAAACAACAACAAAAGAACCCUGACUUUGUUUAAUGUGAAAGGGGUCCUAUAGUGAUGUGAGCCCACAGGGAAUUAUCACCCGACUCUGCAGUUCCCCUCAACUCCACAGUUUUACAAUUUAGCAUCUUUCAGCUCAUUGUUUUACAGCCAGAAACUUGGUUCACACAAAAACAGGCAACUUUACUCUUUACUCUCCCUGUCCAGCACCAAACAGCAGACAGAGGAAGCUAGCAGCUUACUGAUGUGUUGGUGAAGAUUCUCAGUCAUCCAGGUCACAGUAAUUCUAAGUGCUAUAUCAUCUGCAACCAGACUCGCUAGAGUUUUUUGAAGACAUUUCACCUCUCAUCCAAGAGGCUUCAGAACUGAAGAAGCAUCUUGAAUGAGAGGUGAAAUGUCUACAAGAAACUCAAGCAAGUCCCAUUGCCCACUAUAUACACUUAUAACAGCUAACUGAUGAACACAUUGGAGCAUCUAGCAGCUAAACAGACAGAUAUUUCCCUCAGGAGUUGGUCGAGACCAAACCAGAGCUAAAAGGGGAGUGAAUAUUAGUAUUUCAUUCAUUAGUGGACCAGACACAAGACUGAUGGAUGCAUUUAUAAGAAACUGUUUUCUAAUAAGUUGCUUAUAUUAACUUCAAAAGGUGAUAAUUCACUCAGUGGCCACUUUAUUAGGUACACCUGGUGUUUUCAGCACUGUGUUGAAUCAAUACCAGCAAGAAGUCAGGCUAAUCUGGGGCCCAGUAUUAGAAAGGUACCUAAUAAAGUGGCUACUGAGUGGAUGUCAAGCCCCAAGAACACCGCCAGGCUUUAUAGCCAAUUUGAGAUACUGGCCAAACUGUGGAAUUGCAACCACCAGGCCCAUCAAGUGAUGCCAUUGGGCAUAAAAAGACUUUUUUCCAUAGACUUACAUUUUGAAAGAGAUGUCUAUAAAGUAUCAGUGGAUUAUUUAUUUAUUUAUUUAGUUUUUGAGCAUCUCAGCCACCUCAGGAUUCAGUCCAUUCAGUCUGAUAACAUUUAGAGAGUCUAGAAGAGCCUCACAAUUAAAUAAUUUUACUCUCAUUCAAGUUAGCAGAGCACUAAACAGGAAGUCUCCAGCACGCCUGCUCUAUGGGCCCAACGAUGCAGAAGCAUUGGGGGUAGUUUUACGCAUGGAAGUCGAACUUUUUUUGGCCUUAUGCGCCACUGAACAACUUUCGUAGGAAUGACCGGGGCCUCAACUCUGCCGCUGUAUCCAGUUCUCUUUAUACAGCAAUGUCAAUGUUGUGUUUACAGCUAGUUGUGAUUCCCCCAAGUGGUCAAAAACCAAUAACUAAUAGAUUAAUCACUAAUGGAAAUAAUCACUUUUUGCAGCAAUGUUUCACCAGUGAGGGCUAGAUGGUAAUGUCGGAUAAAGGAAAAGUACUGUGCUAUGGUUGCAUGCAGAUUAAUAUGCGCACUGAUUUAUGAUGGUGGUUAAACUGCUGACCAGAACUCUGUCUGAACUGUCCUGUUAUGUGAUUUUAAUGGAUACCUGCCAGCCAGCCAGAAACACGUUCCUUCAAAGCCCUUUCAACCCGUAUUAUAUCCUCUCUUGGAUCCCCCAGUUCGGUAUCUUUUCUAACAUGAUUUCAAAAGGAGAAUCUAUGAGAUGAAAAAUGUUUAUUUGAUUCCCAACAUUCACAUGGUGUGCAUUUUGGUACGCAGCAGUAGGACACAGCUGGGCUGCUCCUCCCACCCUGAGUAUUGAGUCCAAAUGGCCUUGAGGGGAAUGAGGCGAAUCAUGAGCACUUCCACAUGCCUUAUUAUACUGUAUUAAACUGUGUAAUUUGUAUGUAUUUGUGUGUGUUUGCAUAGUGACUUACGGCCCUUAUUUUGUGCAUGUUCAUACAUCUUGUACAUAAGAAUACUGUAAUUAUUUGACUGACACUGUGUGUACUGUGGUAACCUUACAAUACAAACACCACUCUGUCUAACAGUAUCACUGUAACUGUAACGUUGCUGUAACAUUUGUCAUUAACUAACCUACCUUUUCCACUCACACAAGUUUUUUAUUUUUAUUUUGUAAGUGUCGUCAUUGCACUGGAAGCGUCCGAGAGAAAACAACCAGAAAGGAAAAACGUCUGGGAAAAAUGAAACAAAUCAACAGACGGCAGACUUUUAAAAGGCGAGCAGGAUGAAGAGAGGGAGGUCUUCUGCUUUUGUUUUCUGUUUCCCAGUGCCUUGGCUCUGUGCUCUGUGGUGAAAUACACUGCCGUUUGCUGA